Molecule: messenger RNA, 1317 nt
Organism: Pipistrellus nathusii (Nathusius's pipistrelle)
Lineage: Eukaryota; Metazoa; Chordata; Mammalia; Chiroptera; Vespertilionidae
Source: the annotation of a GenBank genome assembly
AUGGCGGCGCUGGUGGCUUCCGAGGCAGCGGGGCCGGGUGGCCGAGGCGGCCCCGGCAAAGGUCGAGUCCCUCGGGGCCGCUUGGCCAAUCAGAUACCCCCUGAGAUCCUGAACAACCCUCAGCUGCAGGCAGCCAUUCAAGUCCUGCCUUCCAACUAUAACUUCGAGAUCCCCAAGACCAUCUGGAGGAUCCAGCAGGCCCAGGCCAAGAAGGUGGCCCUGCAAAUGCCGGAAGGCCUUCUGCUCUUCGCCUGCACCAUUGUGGAUAUCUUGGAAAGGUUCACCGAGGCCGAAGUGAUGGUGAUGGGUGAUGUGACCUACGGGGCUUGCUGUGUGGAUGACUUCACGGCAAGGGCCCUGGGAGCUGACUUCCUGGUGCACUAUGGCCACAGCUGCCUGGUUCCCAUGGACACGUCUGCCCAAGACUUUCGGGUGCUGUAUGUCUUUGUGGACAUCCGGAUAGACACUGCCCACCUCCUGGACUCGAUCCGCCUCACCUUUCCCCCGGCCAGUGCCCUCGCCCUGGUCAGCACCAUACAGUUUGUGUCCACCUUGCAGGCUGUUGCCCAGGAGCUGAAAACUGAGUAUCACAUGAGUGUCCCACAGUGUAAGCCCCUGUCCCCUGGGGAGAUUCUGGGCUGCACGUCACCCUGCCUGCCCAAAGAGGUGGAGGCUGUUGUAUACCUUGGAGAUGGUCGCUUCCACCUGGAGUCCGUCAUGAUUGCCAACCCUGAUGUCCCUGCUUACCGAUACGACCCAUACAGCAAAGUCCUAUCCAGGGAGCACUAUGACCAUCAGCGAAUGCAGACGAACCGCCAAGAAGCCAUAGCCACCGCCCGCUCAGCUAAAUCCUGGGGCCUUAUCCUGGGCACUUUGGGCCGUCAGGGCAGCCCCAAGAUUCUGGAGCACCUGGAAUCCAGGCUGCAAGCCCUGGGACUGCCCUUCGUGAGGCUGCUGCUCUCCGAGAUCUUCCCCAGCAAGCUGAGUCUGCUUCCGCAGGUAGACGUGUGGGUCCAGGUGGCAUGUCCACGCCUCUCCAUUGACUGGGGCACAGCCUUCCCCAAGCCGCUGCUGACACCGUAUGAGGCGGCGGUGGCCCUGAGGGACAUUUCCUGGCAGCAGCCUUACCCCAUGGACUUUUAUGCGGGCAGCUCCUUGGGGCCGUGGACAGUGAACCACGGACGGGACCGGCCCUCCCAGGCACCCCGCCGGCCUGCGCUGGGGAAGGUGCAGGAGGGACCCGCGCGCCUUUCUCCAGCCGUGGCUUGCGAGGAUUGCGGCUGCAGAGAAGAGAAAGUGGUGCCACUCGCACCGUGA